AUGAGUAGCCAUCGAACCUACGCGGAUGAUCUGUUCCCACAAGAGGUGAUGGAUAGCGGUACGGCCACGCCACCACAGGACUACCCAUCGUCAACAUCCAGCCAAUCAUCCCAUCAACACUAUCUGGAGUCGGCAAACUCUAGAAUCCACGUGGGAUGGGUGACGUCUCCAUAUGAGGCGAAAGAAGAGCUAGACACUGCGAUCAGUGGGCACUGUUCGCGUCUUGGAGAGGCAAAGUACACGUUUGUGGCUUUUCCAGUCGGCGGAGUGGUCCGCGGGUUUUGGAAACCGGUUGAGGGCGCUAAAAAUGAGCCUCCAGCCAUCCAAUUACCCGAUGUUCAGUUGGCUAAUAAUCUCUGGGAGACCUAUGUGACUGGCAGGACAUCACCCUGGAUCGAUUGUGAUUCUGAGGAUCCAAAAUUCGCGGAGAUUUCUGAGGAGAGUCUGAUCACAGAGCUCAAUUAUAUCGCUUAUAUGGGUCUCAACUCGAUGACGAUCCAGCUGAAUAGGAUCUCAUCUCCACGCACCGCGGCGCUUUUCAAUAAAUGGGUCUGGACGAGGAAUACGAGAUUUACCAUGUGGAUCCAGCUGCCUUCGUCGAUCGAACAAUGCGUGGACUUUGAUCCCCAAUCCACCCCCAAGAACAUGGACAUCUGGACAAUCUGGGCGAAUUUCCGACAGGGAUGCUAUAAUUUCAGUGGUGUCUACCUCCAAGCUAUGCUCAGAAUCGCUGGAGACCUCCCAGACGAAUUUGUCGAUACGAAAAGAGUGGAUCGGUGGAAGGCGGAGCCUCUGGGAGGGUUUGUGGUCGAAACUGAUGUCUAUGCAACCGAUAGGAAUGGAAUGGCGUCGUUGUCGAGUGCCCACAUCUCGUUCCUCCGUCAGCUCUGGUCCUCAGACGACCUUCGGAUCCUCGUCGACCCCAAAACGGACACGUUCCUCUACAACGUCACGCUGAAAGCCGAAUACGCCCUAGCUCUCCGUCAGGCUGUCCGUGACGUCAACUACAAGAGCAGCGAGUCAUCGACGACGUCGUUGGCAGUGUCCGAGUACAAGGAUGUCCUACAGGCGCCCCUCCAGCCCCUAUCCGAGAACUUGGAUUCGAGUGUGUACAAUGUGUUCGAGCAGGACAAGAUCAAGUACGACGCGUAUGGCGACGCUGUGAUGGGAGUGUUGAAGGAAUUGGGAGCCGAUGGACGCAGGGAGAUUGUCAUUUAUCUUCUGGGCGGUGGAAGAGGACCUAUUGGAACGACAAUCCUGCGCGCCGAGAAGGACUACAACACGAAAUUCCGUCAAAAGGGUGACCAUCUGAAAGUGAAGCUCUACAUCGUGGAGAAGAACGCGAACGCCAUCAUCACGCUUCGCUACAUGAACCACCGUACCUGGAGACGUCGUGUGACGAUCAUCGAGUCGGAUAUGAGAAGACUCCCGGAAAUCGCCCGAAAAAUGAACUAUCACCAGCCGGAUCUCAUCGUCUCCGAGUUGCUCGGAUCCAUUGGAGACAACGAGUUGAGCCCCGAGUGUUUGGAUGGGGUCACCGACUUUUUGAAGCCAGAAACCAUCUCCAUUCCCCAGAAGUAUAUCUCCUACGUGGCUCCGAUUAUGAGCAAUCAUAUCCAUCAGACGAUUCGAGCGCAGAGUAUCCCGUAUUUGGCGAGAGGACUCCCGAGUCAUGGAAGAUUGCAGCCGGAGUUGAAUGGCGAAGGAGCAUGGGUUCAGCUCUAUCCACAAGGCGACAUCAUCAAUAACAUGGACCAGAUCUACGUGGUCUUCCUGUCCAAAUACAUCUCGUUGAGUCGCCAAACCAAGGAAAUGUUCACAUUCCAACAUCCGAACUUCCAGCACUCGACCAAUGAGAGAUCCGCGUUCAUCGAGUUUCCAAUCGAUAGGAAUACUGAUAUCAUGGGAUUCGCCGGAUAUUUCGAUUUGCAUCUCUACAAGAAUGUGAUCCUCUCAACUGUACCGGAAACUCAUACUCCGGGAAUGAUGAGCUGGUUCCCGGCGUUGAUCCCACUGAGAGAGCAGUUGAGAGCGGACGAUGGAGACACGGUUGCGCUGAAAAUCAAUCGAAAAGUGGACCAGGGAGGUGUCUGGUACGAGUGGAGUGCACAGUUGAAGAAGCCCAACGGCGAGAUCAUUACGACGCCGAUUCAGAAUCCAAAUGGAGAGAGCUACUACAUGCGGAUGUAG
Molecule: messenger RNA, 2190 nt
Organism: Caenorhabditis briggsae
Lineage: Eukaryota; Metazoa; Nematoda; Chromadorea; Rhabditida; Rhabditidae
Gene: Cbr-prmt-5
Product: Protein CBR-PRMT-5
Exons: 9
Coding region: 1-2190 (729 amino acids)
Biological process (GO): regulation of DNA-templated transcription; peptidyl-arginine N-methylation
Cellular component (GO): nucleus; cytosol
Source: RefSeq, a predicted model, not a curated record